ACGUGAACUCUCGAGAGGACCGAGCCAGAAGCGGACAGGAGCAGGACGAGCUGUGUUUGAAGGAAGAGUGGCAGAAAAUCGAGGGUCCGGGACUGAGAAGCGACUCCGGUUUUGAAAUCCCGGAGACACCCGUGUAGGUAAGGAAACUGAGGCCUUGGAGAUUUAGAAGUUUGGUCCUCUUUAAAGUUCUACAAGUGCUUGAUGGCAGAGUUGAGCUGAUCAGAACCUGGGAGCCCCACUUCUGGACCACUUCUCUAAGACUGCAGUUCAGCCAUCUCAACACUCUACCCUUCCCCAGAAGAGGAGCACAAAGGAGGAAGGAAUGUACACUGUUUUCCUCAUAGUCUGAUCCCAGACAGUGUCUUGCUCUGUCUUGCAGGCUGGAGUGCAGUGGUACAAUCACAGUGCACUGUAGCCUUGACCUCCCAGGCUCAAUGGAUCCCUGCACCUCAACCACCUGAUUAGCUGUGACUACAGCCUUUCCUGGAUUUGUUUAUCUUCUUAAUUGACUUGUUAGAAAAAUAGAGCGAAAGCCUGAUCUUUGGCCAGAUGGCAGUAACAUUUGAAGAUGUGACUAUUAUUUUUACUCAGGAAGAGUGGAAAUUUCUGGAUUCUUCUCAAAAAAGGCUCUACAGGGAAGUCAUGUGGGAGAACUACACAAAUGUCAUGUCAGUAGGAAACUGGAAUGAGAGCUACAAAUCCCAAGAAGAAAAAUUCAGAUAUUUAGAAUAUGAAAAUUUUUCCUGCUGCCAAGGCUGGUGGAAUGCUGGCACUCAGAUAUAUGAGAUUCAGAACUAUGGGGAAACUGUUCAAGGGGAAGAUUCCAAAGACCUAAAACAGCAAGGUUUUUCCCAGUGUCAGGAAUGGUUAAUAUUCUCUACACAAGUACCAGGGUAUGGGAACUAUGAACUAACUUUUGAAAGCAAAAGUCACAGGAACUUAAAAUAUAAAAACUUUAUACCUUGGCAGUCCUUAGAAACAAAAACCAUUCAAGACUGUGGUAGAGAAGUCUACAUGAGUGGUUCACAUGGUUUUCAAGGGGGCAGAUAUCGUCUUGGUAUAUCCAGGAAAAACCUGUCCACGGAAAAAGAACAGAAGCUCAUAGUUCAGCAUUCUUAUAUCCCAAUGGAGGAAGCCCUUCCACAGUACAUUGGGGUGAUAUGUCAAAAAGACCUGCUGAAAGAUUCGAUGGAAGAGAAAUACUCUGGAUGUAAUAAAUGUAAAGAAAUUUAUUAUUGGAACUCACAGUGUGUUUUUCACCAGAGAAAUCAACCUGGAGAAAACCUCUAUCAAUGUUCCAUCAGUAAAGCAUGCUUCUCUCAGAGAUCAGACUUGUGUAGACAUCCAAGAUUCUACAUAGGUAAGAAGCUGUAUGGAUGUGAUGAAGUCGACAGUAACUUUCAUCUGAACUCAGGAGUUCACUUUCAUCAGAGAGUUCACAUAGGGGAGGCACCUUAUAGCUGUAAUGCAUGUGGUAAGAGCUUCAGCCAGAUCUCUAGUCUUCACAAUCAUCAAAGAGUCCACACAGAAGAGAAACUCUAUAAAAUUAAGUGUGAUAAAGACCUCAGUAGAAAUUCAUUACUUCACAUUCACCAGAGACUUCACAUGGGAGAGAAGCCUUUUAAGUGCAAUCAGUGUAGCAAGAGUUUUAGUCGGAGUUCAGUACUUCAUGUUCAUCAGAGAGUCCACACAGGAGAAAAACCAUAUAAGUGUAAUGAGUGUGGUAAGGGCUUCAGCCAGAGCUCUAAUCUUCGAAUUCAUCAGUUAGUACACACAGGAGAGAAGUCUUAUAAAUGUGAAGACUGUGGUAAGAGCUUUACCCAACGCUCAAAUCUUCAAAUUCAUCAGAGAGUGCAUACAGGAGAGAAACCUUAUAAAUGUGAUGACUGUGGAAAGGACUUCAGUCACAGCUCAGAUCUUCGCAUUCAUCAGAGAGUCCAUACAGGGGAGAAACCCUAUGCUUGUCCUGAAUGUGGGAAGGGCUUCAGUAAGAGUUCAAAGCUUCACACUCAUCAAAGAGUACAUACUGGAGAGAAACCCUAUAAAUGUGAAGAGUGUGGCAAGGGAUUCAGUCAGCGUUCACAUCUUCUCAUUCAUCAGAGAGUCCAUACAGGAGAAAAGCCCUAUAAAUGUGAUGACUGUGGAAAGGGUUUUAGUCACAGUUCUAAUCUUCACAUUCAUCAGAGAGUCCAUACAGGAGAGAAGCCUUAUCAAUGUGCUAAGUGUGGUAAAGGUUUUAGUCAUAGUUCAGCUCUUCGAAUUCAUCAAAGAGUCCACACAGGAGAGAAACCUUAUAAAUGCCAUGAAUAUUAUAAGGGAUUUGAUCAUAAUUCACAUCUUCUUAAUAAUCAUAGAAGAGAAAACUUAUAAAUGUUGUUCAUUUAGUUAACAGCUUUAAUCAAAGUUUACGCAACCUUUAAACUCUAUAAAUGCUGCUGGUAAGGAAAUCCUAUAAAUAACACAAGUAAUAUCAAGCAAGAUUUUUCAUAUCCCAUAUCUCCCACUAAGAAUUAUUUCCUUCAAAAAGAGAUCCUUAGAAAAAUCCCUAUAUAUUUAAAAUUACAGUAUAUUUUUCUUUACCUACUAUAAAUAUAAUAUGCAAUCAUAAAAUAUAUUAAACAUUUAAGGAGAAAACUUCAUCCUGUUUCACUCUAGUCUUUUUUUCUGUGCAUUUUAAUGUGCAUGAAAUUAUAUUGUGUGUUCAACUUUGUAUUUUCACUGACUUCAAAACAUUUACUUAAAUUUUGGUUUGAAUUGAAACUGUCCAUCUGUUAAACAGCAUCCCUUAACUACCCUAAAAAAUCUCUAGGAAGUCACAGAAAAGAUGAAAACACACAAAACUUAAAACUCAGUUUUAACCAAUAGAAUUCAAUUGUUUAUGGACAAAAUCCACCUAAUGAAAGAUAGGAAAGCAUUAUACAACUUUGUAUCUGAGAUAGUGUAGCUGUGAGUUGUUAUCUCUGUCAACCAGAAAACCCAGCGACCACCCUUCCGUUGCAGGGGUGCUGAACUUUGAGGUAAACACAAUGCACUCAUAUCCCUUCCCUUUCAUGGUUUUCCAUGCUUGUUCACAGGUUCAUAAUUCAAAUAAGAAGUACAGAAUUUAGUUUAUCUAAAGUGUGAAGGGUUUGGACAGAAGUACUAGAAAUGUAAGAUGCUCCAUUGGUUCAGAAUUAGAGAUCCAAGCAAUAUAAUUUUAUUUAAUCUCAGUAAACUGAGUGGUAAUAGAGAACUAUCUGCUAGGAUAGCAUUGAACUCAGAAUUCUGUACAACGACGUACCCUGAAGCUAAUUAUGUAAGAAGAGAGUUUGGCCAUUAUAAAAAUGGAAUAGAUUUAAUAGGAAUACACAGUCCUAAUUAUUGAUAUACAAAUAUGCUUAGGUAGUACUUCCCAAGAGAAAACAAAAGCAAGGGACCUGCUUAGGAAAAUAAGAGGGAAUUGCAAUGCCAAAGAAAAGAAUAUCAUCCUAAAGACUUCGAAACUUAUUGCCCUGAAAAUUAGCUACUGCAGGCUCCAGAGGAAAUUUCUAAAUUGUUGGUAUCCUCAGUGGCAUAACAGAGAACCUCAAUUCAAUAAAGCUAGAGUAGAAAUGUACAAGUAGGGGAGAGUCUCUAAAGUAAAAAGAGAAAUAGGUACAACAAAGAAGGACUUCAGGGAACUCUGAAAUGCUAUAUCAAAAUAAAAGGCAAUAAGUAAAAACAUUGCAGAAUAUAAAAUAAUUGAUAGUUAAUGGGUAAACUUGAUCUGAUCUUAAAUGUAUAGGAAAAGGAUAAUGAGAUGGAAACUGAGAAAAGGCAGAUAUGAAGAUCAGAGAAUGAAAGUCCAGUGUGAGAAUUAAAGGUGUUUCUAAGGAAGGUGAAAGAACAUUUGGAAUAGAAUCAAUGAUCAAAGACAUUAAGAAACUUUCUGAGUUAAAAGUAUACAGUCACUAAAUUUUAGGCAAACCCCGUAUCAAAGCAACCUUAGAAACAGCUUAGAAAUAAAAGCAAUUUAAAGCAUGCAGAAAGAAAAAUUCUGGUUAUCUGCAAAACCAAAAAUGGGAGGGUUGAGAAAGACCUCUGCAACAGUAACUCAGAAGACAAUGGAACAGCACCCUCAGAAUUUUCAGAUUUGACAAGUUUGUUAUCACUAAACAGUUUUAUAACAAAACUGUCUUUCAUAUGUACAGGAAACAAAUAUUUUUGAUAAGCAAGAAAACAGUAUAGUAUACCUGUCCCUAAGAGUUCAUGAAUGUGGAAAUCAUGGUAUAAAAGGACUAGUGAUGAGCCCUGAAAUCAAUUAAACAUGAAUUGUCUGAAUAGUUUGCAAAACUUCAAAAAAUUAAAUGUGCAAGAAAAUACACAAAUGCCGAGUGUAAAAUGUACAAAUGCUGAGUCUGGUAGGAGAGUAAGGUGUCCCCAGAGAAUACUUGUUUUAGUAUUAAUUGUUUUAUAAUAUUGCAUGGGACUUAGACUAAAAUUUUAUACAUUUGAAAUUCAAAUUUAUCAGGUCAUUUCUGUUUUUAUUUGCUACAUCUAGCUACCCUAUGGUUGAGGAGAGCAAAAGUGCCAAUUUCUGAUCUUAAAUAGCAGGGACUCAUAAUAACAUUUUCUUUUUGACUGACAAUUUAAGAAAGGUCUUUUUUGUUUUUACAAACUUAAAAUUGCAACUAAUAAAACUAAAAAGAGUGCAUAUGCCUUUCGAAAUGGGAGAAGAUAAAAGCAAAAAAUAUUCAGUUUCUAUAGCAAUGACUAACAAAAAAAUCCCCAAGAAGUUGGCCUAAAAUAUUAAAAGAAAUGGAUGAAGAUGAUUAAAGCCAAAUGUAUCAAAAUAUGUUCAAUGCUUUAUUUAAAAAUGUUGAAAAAAAAUGGGUUAAAAAUUUCUAAUUACAUGCUAUAACAGAUGAAAAGGCCAUAUUGCUUAGAGACCAGGUAAAGGUUUAUUAGACAAACAUAAAGGAGUACCUACAAUACGUUUUUAAAGGUUAAAAAUGCACUAAUUUAUUAAGGUAGAUAAAAAUACAAAAUCAUUAGUUUUUUAAACUCGUGAUAUUCAGAAAAAUGUCAAAAUGUUUGGUUUUUAAUAACAAAAUUUAAAGAGGAACAAAUAAAAAUUCUGGAUGAAAAUAAUUUUAAAAAGGAGAAACAUAAAAGAGGACUAGAGAAGUCUUAAUUUUCCUGAAAGGAAUGUUCCUAAUUUAUAGAUUUAUUUCAGAUCUCAUGGAAAUCCCAAUGAAUUUGAGAUAAAAAUGCUCUAGUCGGCCGAGUGCGGUGGCUCAAACCUGUAAUCCCAGCACUUUGAGAGGCCGAGGCGGGUGGAUCAUGAGGUCAAGAGAUUGAGACCAUCCUGGUCAACAUGGUGAAACCCCCUCUCUACUAAAAAUGCAAAAAAAAUUAGCUGGGCACGGUGGCGUGUGCCUGUAAUCCCAGCUACUCAGGAGGCUGAGGCAGGAGAAUUGCCUGAACCCAGGAGGCGGAGGUUGCGGUGAGCCGAGGUCGCGCCAUUGCACUCCAGCCUGGGUAACAAGAGCGAAACUCCGUGUAAAAAAAAAAAAAAGCUCUAGUCUUUUAAGGAAAAUAAACAUUGGAGAAGGGCAAAGAUAAUUAUAAGAAUAAUGAUAUUGCCCUGAUGUAUAAUAAAUGGUAUACUGGUAUAUGAAGUUGUAAUAAUGGAGAAUUUAAUUGUAUAUUUCAAUAAAAAGGAUUCUAAGUCACUAAAUAGCUUAAAAUAUACCAGUGUAUGGAUUAUAUAUGUGUACUUAACAUAUAGUACAUGUAUUUAUAGAGUUCACACAUGAUAAAGAUCUGUGAGUAGGAUUAUUCAGUAAAUCAUGCUGAGAUCAUUAUUUAACUCUAAUAACAAAGUAGACUUUCUUGAUCUUCUCAGAAUAAAACAAUUGAAUUCAAA
Callithrix jacchus (white-tufted-ear marmoset) is the source of this 5887-nucleotide messenger RNA. NCBI's taxonomy places the organism in Eukaryota, Metazoa, Chordata, Mammalia, Primates, Cebidae. The record is from RefSeq and is a predicted model, not a curated record.